CCCUGCUUGAGUAUAUCGCAUUCACUGAAUCUUCCCCGUCUCAGAGCAACAUAGAGAGCAUUUACAGCAAUGGCCAAUUACAUCCACGUCCCAGAUGGCUCGCCGGCGGUGCCUAAAUUAGACGUGACGGUAGAUGAGCACGAUUAUAGAGCCGGGGCGCUGAAACUCAUCAAGACACUCAGACCCCAUUGGAAGCCUUCGGAGGUCAAAAUGAAGACGUUCACAGAUGGCAUUACGAACAAGCUGAUUGGCUGUUAUAUCGGCGGGUCCAUGCAGGAGGUGGUUCUGGUGCGGGUUUAUGGGAACAAGACGGAACUGUUCGUGGACCGUGAAAACGAAGUGAAGAGCUUCCGCGUCCUGCAGGCACACCGAUGCGCCCCGCGCCUCUACUGUACAUUCAACAACGGCCUAUGCUAUGAGUUUCUACAGGGUGUAGCGCUGGAGCCUGAGCACAUCCGCAGCCCCGCCAUCUUCAGGCACAUUGCGAGGCAGAUGGCAAAAUACCAUGCCAUUCAUGCCCACAAUGGCUGGGUGCCCCAGUCAGGCCUUUGGCUGAAGAUGAGCAAGUUCUUUUCUCUUGUUCCUUCACACUUUGAAGACCCUGAGAUGGACCAGAGACUGAACAAUGAAGUUCCCAGUGCCGCAUGUCUCAGAGACGAGAUGGUCUGGCUUCAGCAGAACCUUUCUAAACUGGGUUCUCCAGUGGUUCUCUGUCACAACGAUCUGCUCUGUAAGAACAUCAUCUACAACCAAAAGGAAGGAAAUGUGAAAUUCAUUGACUACGAAUAUGCUGGGUACAAUUACCAAGCUUUUGACAUUGGGAAUCACUUCAAUGAAUUUGCAGGUCUGAAUGAAGUGGAUUACACCCUAUAUCCUGACCGAGAGCUCCAGAUGCAGUGGCUCCGGGCCUAUUUGGAGGCCUACAAAGAGUACAAAUCACAAGGCUCGCAUGUCUCAAACACUGAAGUGGAGCUGCUGUACGUACAAGUCAACCGUUUCGCCUUGGCGUCACAUUUCUUCUGGGGACUGUGGGCAUUAAUCCAAGCUCAGUACUCCACCAUUGACUUUGACUUCUUGGGAUACGCAGUCCUCCGCUUUAACCAGUACUUCAAAAUGAAGCCCGAGGUGAUGUCACUGCACCUUCCCGAAUAAUCCCUCAAAUCAACAUUCGCGCUACUCUAGAGAAGGGCUCCCCCUGGUGGACACCCAAAAUAGCCGGAGACCACAUCUGUACACAUCAUUUUAGAUAAGCCCCAAAACAUCUCUAAACUCAACGCGGGUUUAGCGUUAGCAAAACAAGCACCUACGCCCUCCUUGUCCAUCAAGGCACAAUGCCAAUGUCAUUGUCAAUUGAUGAAGCAAACAACUAACAUACAGGCUUUCAUUAGCUAUGAUGUAUGUGAAGAUUGAGCUCUAAAAAUAAAGAAAAGCUUCCCAGAUAGUGAUCCACACAGACAGAAAGCAUAAAGGAGGGCCGCUGGGUCCCGUUUUCAGCAGCUAACCAUCACCCUAAAGGUCAUUCCUGCUCGUUUACACAACUUUCAAUGGGAGAAAUCGGUGUACUGUAAGAUAAUCUUGGGUUUACUGUAUGGAUAGUCGCUGAUACUGGUGAACUUGGGGCCUGUUUUUGUUCAUGCGAGGGUUGUUCGUAGCACAGAUGUGUAAUUCGGGGACCAAUAGAAGCUUCGUUGUUCGUCCCGGCAGACGAUUCCUCUGUCGCCCCGUCACUGUGAACCACUGUUUCUCAUUGUUUUGUUUUUUUUUCUCAGCGUGGUGCUUGGAGAAAGUAGACGCACAGUAGCCAUGGCUACAUUGAGCCGGUAGCUAAUCUGAAGCCCACACCAAAGUGCUGAUAUUUACUUUUGCUUGUACAUUACGCACAGUGUAUUUUCUGUGGAGACAAAAAAAUGUACAGUGGUUUUUGUACUUAUUUAAAAUGGCUCUGUUAAUGAGAACGCUCAUGCUUUCUCUAGGUGAUUUUUUUUCCUGGAGGCCUUAAAUGACGGUGUCGACUGCUGGACACGCUAAAGCUUUUGUAUUCCUUCUCCCCGUCCGAAUAGCUAAACUAAACAACAGGCCUUUUUUUGCACAAACUGACUGCUUUGAGAUCAAAACCAGUCCUCAUUUUAUCCUGCGAUGGGCCGCUCUUUCUGCUUAGGAAAUGAAGACUAGUUUUAACUGCAAAUGGUGGAGAUUUUUGGUAACACUUUUGAUUUGAUUUUAUUUACAUGGGUUCUGUUUCACAUGUUACUAAAAGUGGAAUGCUAUGGUGAAUAUGUAGUUCCCUUCAUGCAGAAAAAAACAUUCUGUUUAUUAAAAUUAUUCAAAACCGAGGUCAAAAAAUAUUUGGAGUAAUGCCGAAUUUAUUAGAGAUAUAAUAUGUUGGGUCAAACUAUAUAAUUGCGGUAAAUUACGUUUUAUAUAGAUUUUUUGUUUAUCUGUUACUACUGUUCAAUGGUUUGGGGUCAGAAAGAAAACUGAUACAUUUACAGUCGUUUUCUUGUGUUUCGCAGCAAAAUUCUAUAAACUAUAUUGCAGCGAUGAUAAGAAAUGUUUCUGAAGCAUCAAAUCAGCAUAUUAUAAUGAUUUAUGAAUGAUUAUGUGACACUGAAAGUAGAAACCGUAAUCUUGUUUAAAUCGUAAUGAUAUUUCACAAUAUUUCACAAAUUAUACUAUUUUUAUUGCAUUUCGAUCAUUUCUGUUGUUUUUAUCAAAUUGAUGCAUCGUUGAUCAUGAGAGACGAAAUUUUAGAGCAGAUCUAGUAUAGACAACACCAUAUGUGAAUAUUUCAUUUAUUAAAAUUGACAUAGAGUUCAAGUCAGAAUUAUUAGCCCCCUGAAUUAUUAGCCCCCCUGUUUAUUUUUUCCCCAAUUUCUGUUUAACAGAGAGCAGAUUUUUUAACACAUUUGUAAACAUAAUAGCUUUAAUAACUCAUUUCUAAUAACUGAUUUAUUUUAUCUUUGCCAUGAUGACAGUAAAUAUUUGACUAGAUAUUUUUCAAGACACUUCUAUACAGCUUAUUGUGACAUUUAAAGGCUUAACUAGGUUAAUUAGGUUAACUAGGCAGGUUAGGGUAAUUAGGCAAGUUAUUGUAUAACGAUAGUUUGUUCUGUAGACUAUCGAAAAAAUAUUUAACUUAAAGGGGCUGAUAAUUUUGACCUUAAAAUGGUUUUAAAAAAUUAAAAACUGGUUUUAUUCUAGCCGAAAUAAAACAAAUAAGACUUUCUCCAGAAGAAAAAAUAUUAUCAGACUUACUGUGAAAAUUUCCUUGCUCUGUUCUGAAAAAAAAAAAUUCAAAAGGUGGGCUAACAAUUCUGACUUCAACUGUAGAUAAGAAAAUCAACUGCAUUUAAUUUGUAAUUCUUCUCCGUACACAUCCUAAGCAGUUUAUUAUUAAGUGUGACCAAUAUUUAACUCAAGUUCCAGUCAUUUUCUUGCUUUGAGACUUGCCUUUGGCGCCUGGCUGCCCUCAUUUACCUCAGUUUCCUACUUCAGUUUGCCUAUAUCACAAACAACCAUAUACAAUUCUGUAAAUACUAGAAACUGUGAACCUCUGGUUGUUUCAUUGUAUUUUGAAGUACGCUUCUUUUUCUAUGCCAGUUCUUUUUGUAACUUUCAAACUAGCACCUUUAUUACAUUUCUGAACCGUCAAGGACCACACAUAAUGCUAUUGUACUUUUUUUUUUUUAAGUAAUGCAUCCAGAAACAUUCAUCAUACAUCUUAACAAUGGGAAAUAUCUUGCGCUUUAAGUGCAUGAACUGAUUUCAUUUGAAUAAAACCGAAAGUGACAGGUGACAGGUGACAACUUUCAGCCAAUGAAGCGAUCUGGUGAACAUGUAAUGUACAGGACUGCCUCAUGCAAACAUGCUCUGGCGGUUUUUAAUGUGUAUAUAUAACUGUAAACAAACUGUACAAAAAGAUCUUUGCUUAUUAUUAAACAAUGCCUAUUGUCGAUAACUAAACAGAGAUUUUUUCUAAGCAGAAGUACUGUUAAGUAGAUUUAAUUAUAAUCUUGGGAUGAAAUCCUGAAGUGUUGCAUUGUAGAUUCUGUAUCAAAUCAUUCGAGUAGAAAUAAAAAUCUUCAAGUUUUA
This is a messenger RNA of Danio aesculapii, 4092 nucleotides long. RefSeq names its product ethanolamine kinase 1 (gene etnk1). Gene Ontology annotation, molecular function: ethanolamine kinase activity. The record is from RefSeq and is a predicted model, not a curated record. Gene Ontology annotation, cellular component: cytoplasm. NCBI's taxonomy places the organism in Eukaryota, Metazoa, Chordata, Actinopteri, Cypriniformes, Danionidae. Gene Ontology annotation, biological process: phosphatidylethanolamine biosynthetic process. Bases 70 to 1152 code for a protein of 360 amino acids. The transcript has 8 exons.